Rubroshorea leprosula is the source of this 961-nucleotide messenger RNA. The record is from the annotation of a GenBank genome assembly. NCBI's taxonomy places the organism in Eukaryota, Viridiplantae, Streptophyta, Magnoliopsida, Malvales, Dipterocarpaceae.
CAGCUCAAAAAGAAAAAAAAAAAUUCAUGGCCGUUUCAAAAAGACGUGUGAUUUAGUGAGGAAAGGAAAGAAUCUUCAAGUUUUAUUAUUGUAAUUUUUCCUAUUUUAGGACUACAAUCAUUAAUUAUAUAGAAAAGACAAGAAAGAGUUGCCUCGGGGUUGCGGAGCUAGGAAUUGUCUUUUCGAAGGUUAUAUUGCUUCAUUGAAAAUUUGAAAUUAAAUGAUAAUUCAUUAUCAGUAGUUCAAUUAACAUGGGAAACGUGCUGCACAAGAAAGGAUUCCAAGAAGCAGAAGCAGAAGCAAAAGCAGAGCCAGAACCACAAGAACUAGAACUUAAUUCAGAAUUUACAUGCGAGAUUUGCGUGGAACCAGUGCAAUCCACCAAGAAAUUCAGCAACAACACUCUGUGCCGCCAUCCCUUUUGCAUUGACUGCAUUGCCAAGUACAUUGAGGCCAGGGUAGAAGACGGUGCCCCCGCCAACAUCAAGUGUCCAGCACUCAACUGCAAUCAUCCACUGGAUCCGCUCUUCUGCCGCUCUGUAAUCCCGAGAAAACUCUUCAAUCAGUGGUGUGAUCGUCUCUGCGACACGGCCAUUCUAGAGGUGGAUAAAUGCUACUGCCCGAACAACAACUGCUCGAUGUUAGUCCUUAAUGAGUGCGGUGGCACGGUGAAGAAGGUUUCGUGUCCAAAUUGCAAGAUGACAUUCUGUUUCCAGUGCAAGGUUCCGUGGCACGCAGGGUACUGGUGCAGCGAAAGCGGCCAGAGUAGAGACCGAAACGACGUUCUGUUGGGAAUGCUGGUGGAAUUGAACCAUUGGACUAGGUGCUAUAAAUGUGGGCAUGCUAUUGAAAAAAUUCAAGGAUGCACGGAAGUACAUUGCAGGUUUGUUCCUUAAUCCACCCCUUAAGAUUUCAAGUUUUCAACUAUCAAUUAAAAUUAAAAUAAAUUACUGCCUAACAU